UAGGAGGUUUGAGUAGUUUUGUUUGGUCAAGAGUCGAAUAACUGUUUAAAUAUUACAUACAUGGAAAAGCGUAUUUCAAGAGAAUACACUGCUUUUACACAAUUCAAUGUUGCAGGCUUUACAACGCACUAUAUCUUUAGCCCAAACAUUGCCUUAAUACCAAAAAUUGCAAUGAUAAAGUCCAGGUGUUUUUGCUAUGACUGCUCAUGAGAAAUGUCUCUUGUUCUUCUAGUUUCCCUAAAAAUCAGACCGAUGGAGCUUUAAUGUGGAGCUGGAGAGACAUCACUUCCGGUUUCAUCCCGGGUCGCUGGGGGUGCCUUGACGCAGCUGGUUUCCUUCUGGCUUCGUGGCUCAUUGAAUUGGUUUGCUAACGUUUAUUUGUCGAUAACGGUAAAAUGCACCGGGGCGACAUGUCGUAUUUAUUAGCCACGUUUGCAGCCGCUCUGCUGCUCAGCUCGGGGACUUUUGGGAAGACGGUGACGGGGACGUUCAAGAGCGACGUCGCGAGGCAGCAGAAUGGCCAGUUCAUCACUAAAUUCAUGUACCAAGGUGACAGUGGUCUGCUGGUGUGCAGGCUGGACAACUCUGCUCUGGCUACAGAGAAGGAGUCCAGGUUGCUGCUGUAUCAGGACAUGGACUCGGACCUGGACAACCUCAGCUGCUCCGAGAGGCUCGCUAGAGCUCAUUUCACCAUUUCUCUCAGUCAGGAGGAACACAACCAGACAAUCCCUCGCCAGUCCUCGCCCACAGCCUGGCAGGCCCUGUAUGCUGACAGAUACACAUGUCAGGAAAGCGCAGUGAUUCCUUCUCACGCUGAUCUGAGUUUUACUGUCCUGCUGUUGAACGCCGACUCAGCUGGGAAUCCUCUGGAACACUUCAGUGCGGAGGAGGCAGGUCUGCAAAGUUUUUACUUCCUCCUGCUGCUGGCCUACUUCAUAGCCUGCUGCAUCUACAUCCAGCCUCUGUACCAGGCUCUGAGGAAAGGAGGACCCAUGCACACAGUCCUCAAAGUGCUCACCACAGCACUGGCAUUACAGGGCUGCUCGGCUCUCUGCAACUACAUCCACCUGGCCAGGUAUUCCAGAGAUGGUGUUGGUAUUCCGCUGAUGGGCAGCCUGGCAGAGUUCUGGGAUAUGGUGUCCCAGGUGUCCAUGCUGUACAUGUUGCUGAGUCUGUGUAUGGGCUGGACUCUGAGCCGAGGCAGGAAGCCUCAGUCCAGACCUCUGCAGUGGGAGCAGUCUCCGGCAUCCACGGCUGUCGCUGUCGGUGGAGUCGUUACACAGGGGGUGUUGCUGCUGUGGGAGCAGUAUUCCGAAUCUGAGAGUGAGCAUCACAGCUACCACACCCAGCAGAGUCUGGCAGGGCUCCUCCUCAUGGCUCUGAGGGUGGUCAUGGCUCUCCUGCUGGCCUCUAUCCUCUACCAGAUCAUCUCCACCGAGAGGAGCACCCUGAAGAGAGACUUCUACCUGUGCUUCGCCAAGGGAUGCUUCCUGUGGUUCCUCUGCCACCCGGUCCUCUUUCUCAUGUCUGUUAUCUUCAACGAGCACCAGAGAGAGAAGGUGGUGACCAUCGGUGUGAUCCUCUGCCAGUCCAUCUCCAUGGUGAUCCUCUACCAGCUCUUCCUGUCUCGCUCUCUGUACUGGGAGGUCUCCUCUCUCUCCUCCGUGUCUCUGCCGCUCACCAUGUCCAAGUCGAACAGCAGGGGGCGCUACUGAGCACAUCCUCUGUCAUGACUGAUCAGCAUGACUAAUGGAGAACCUCCCUUCGCCUCCCACUUAUUUAGAGGGGGACCUCCUGGGCAUGAAGAAGAAGCAGAGAAGCUAAGAACUGCUGUGACUUUACCACCUCUCUUCUGCUGGGACUGUGUCCUGGGAGGAUAGAUAUAGCCACUAGUAAGCAGGGAACUACAGCAGGGGUCACAGAAUGACCAGGGGAAGAUAUUUAAAGCAACACCCUACCUCUAGUUACAGACGGAACCAACAUAACUUAGCAGGAGGAGCGAUAUUAAAUGCAGGACAACUUAGAGGAUGGAAACAAGGUAUUCACAUGGUUUCUUCAUGACAUGCUGGACUCACAGCCAAAACACAAGCAUGAUAAAGACAGACCAUCAACAUUUAAGGAUGCUUUUGCUGGUGAGCUACUUGUAAGGGAUGAAUAUGAAGAAAGGACUGAUUGGAAACUUACCACUGCAGCAGGCCAGAGGUACACAUGGAUGUUUGUACCUCAAGGACACGACCUAAGAUCAGCACACCUGAGAGGUUUAUGGCGUCCGUGGAAACUUCUCUGCGAGGACACAAAUGUGUUUGAGAUCUUGGCUUUCAUAACCACACGAUGGAAAUCAUUUUAUCCCUCUCGUUAAACAAAUCGUUAAUCAAAUUGUGAAAGAGAAGAAGAAAGAAACAAGACCUAACAAAUCAGUGAAGGAACGUGUGAACAUGUUCUUUCUCUCAUCUUGCAAAUACAGCAGCCUUAAGAUUCACACUGUGACGCUCUGCCUACCUCAUGUCACAGAACAUAGGUAAACUUAAAACUGCUGAGACUGAAAAUUAACUAUUUCUCCGGGAUAAAGCAAAACAUUGUAGAAUGUCUUUAAUUUAUUAACACAGUAAACCACAAGAAUUCAGCUGUGUUUCCCAUCCAGCAUGAACAGCAUAUUUACAUGUAUUAUAUGUACUUGUGUGUUUAUACUUCAUGUUUUGCUUUUAGAUGGGUCACUGGAUGGCCUUGACUUAGCCUCGCCCUCUACACUUUAGGAAUGUUUCAGUCUUUUCAUGGGAAUUAUGUCCAGAAAGAAAACAGAAUAAUACAUGCGUGCAUCAGUGGAUCAGAAUGUUGUCAGAUGGAGAUAUCACUCUGCAGAAACAGAUGGAGGGGCAGAGGAAGUUGGAUGGAUUUCAGUGAUUGAUGGACAUAUACAUGUGAGGAUGGAUGUACAGAAGAAUGGACACGUGGAAGGAUGGAUAAAACCUGGACAGCUGGUUAAAGUACGUGGUCGGCCAGACGGACAUCGAAGUGGACAGCUAAAUAAGAAGGGCUGGUGGACUUUGCAUAUCCAAAAUGAUGAAUGUGGGCCAAAGAUGUGUGUGAUCCCCGUACACCCCAGAUCAGGCUGUACUUAUUUUUUUAUGUCUAAUUUUCCCGUCGCCAUGAACCAAGAGCUGACAGCAUGUAUGUACCUAGCUGCAUGACUCGCCAUUUCUUUUUUUUUUUUUUCAAACUUCAUUUUCCAUGCAUUGCACUAUGAAGUGAAGCCCCUGUGUGAAUUGGGGGGGGUAAAACAUGGACGCUAUUGACACAGAGCAGGAGAAACCAAAGUCUACCAACAGGCCACAGUCACGGACAAUUGUGGUGAGUCCCACUGUGCACGGACAACAUUAUGAAAUUCCCAAGCCCACACUUUUGCUUUCUCCAGUCAUCAGUCACUUCCUGUGAGUGCGGCUCAUUAAAACACACACUUCACGAGUGUGCCCAGUGGGAACAGGCCUGCAGUUUUAUUUAGGACGUUAACACAUUUAACACGGUGGAAGAAAUAAAUCUACUCAACUGAGUAGCUGACAUGGAGAGUCGACAUAUUUAUUCAUUGUGUAUUUAUUUGGAAAGCAGCAUAUUAUAAAGAAUCUACAUCUGUCACUGCAGUUUCAUGUUUGAUUUCAGUGUUUUAUUGAACUCCGUCUAUCCCUUCAGGUAGCAGAGAUUCGUAGGUGGGGUCGACGAGGUGACCGAGUUAUCAGGCGAUGGUGUUUACAUGUCUGUUACGUAGGCAGUUGCUAACAAGUAGCUAUAUGAGACAUUAAAUGUCAUCAAGCCAAACAAGGAGACUCAUUAGCCAUCACAAGUCUGCCUCAACAGGUGGACUUUGAU
Messenger RNA from Acanthopagrus latus (yellowfin seabream), 3861 nucleotides. It is a transcript of the gene gpr180, whose product is annotated as G protein-coupled receptor 180. The record is from RefSeq and is a predicted model, not a curated record. Gene Ontology annotation, biological process: response to pheromone; G protein-coupled receptor signaling pathway. Bases 396 to 1715 code for a protein of 439 amino acids. The transcript has 10 exons. Lineage: Eukaryota; Metazoa; Chordata; Actinopteri; Spariformes; Sparidae.